This is a messenger RNA of Sodiomyces alkalinus F11, 1848 nucleotides long. Its product is annotated as DHHC zinc finger domain-containing protein. Gene Ontology annotation, molecular function: protein-cysteine S-palmitoyltransferase activity. The transcript is spliced from 3 exons. Bases 302 to 1546 code for a protein of 414 amino acids. The record is from RefSeq and is a predicted model, not a curated record. Gene Ontology annotation, biological process: protein targeting to membrane; peptidyl-L-cysteine S-palmitoylation. NCBI's taxonomy places the organism in Eukaryota, Fungi, Ascomycota, Sordariomycetes, Glomerellales, Plectosphaerellaceae. Gene Ontology annotation, cellular component: endoplasmic reticulum; Golgi apparatus.
GAAAAUAAGAAGAAAGAACUCCUUCUUCUUUCUUUCUUUCUUAUCUCUUCUCUUUCUUCUUUUUUUUCCUUUUCCUUUUUUUUUGUUUUGUUUUGUUCAUGAGGGUCAAGGAGCACUCACGUGGCAAAGCGUAUAUAGAGAGGUCUCACCUGUUCAUACAGGGGUUCCGGGGCUUCAGCUGACGAAUCUCAUCAUUUGAUGACGACCCGAACCCUCACCAAGACAAACUGAAGCUGAAGACAACGUCCUGACAAAGACAGGCCGGGUAAAGCAUGAGCCGCAUGACACUUCACUCGAGAACAUGGGAAUCGUCCGUACCAUAGCACUUAUUGUGCUUGGGAUUUCCUUCUUUGUUUUUGUUCUUUUUUUCGGAAGACUUCCUGCUCUGAGGCGUACUCCUAUAGCGACCCUGCACAAAUGGGUUUUUCUACAUAUCCCUCAUGGCCUCGUUGCGUUGGACGAGGUCGUCACCGGCCGUCGCUUGACCCGGUCCUUAGCAAGGUUCAUUGAUUACAUGAUCCAUGAUCGCCAUCCUACCAUCGUGAUAUUCUUCCUGAGCCUACUCGUGGGAGGCGAAUACCUCUAUCUCCCCUCCGCAUGGCCCAUGAUGUCGACAUGGCACCGAGUCGCCGGAGCCAUCGUAAUCCUCCUCCCGUAUGUGUUCCUCUAUCUCUCCGUCAUGGCCGACCCGGGAUAUAUCACGCCGGAGAACCACGCGUACUACAUGUCCCUCUACCCGUACGACUACUCCAUCUUUCACCCGGGCCAGGAGUGCAGGACCUGCGGCUUCUUGAAACCUCCGAGGUCCAAGCACUGCAGCAUCUGCAAGCGCUGCGUCGCCAGACUCGACCACCACUGCAUCUUCAUCAACGGCUGCGUCGGCUAUGGCAACCACCGCUGGUUCGUCCUCCUCCUCCUCUCCACCGCCUUCCUUACCGCCUAUGGCGCCCUGCUGGGCUUUUCCCUGCUUUCCAACCUCAUCACCUCCCGCUACCCGGAUUGGUCCCUCUGGCCGCCCCGGAACAUGGAUAUUACGCGCUACCUCCUCAUCUGGUCCUGGGGCCUGCAGGACAACGUCAACAUGGGCGCCGUCUCCCUCCUCGCCGCCCUGACGUCCCCGCUCGUCUGGGGCCUCCUCGUCUACACCGUCUGGCUCAUCUACUGCGGCACCACCACCAACGAGUCCCUCAAGUGGUCUGACUUGAGGGACGACAUGGACGACGGCCUUGUCUUCAAGCGCCGCAUGUCUCCCGACCGGCCCCGCGACACCCGCCUCGAGUCUACCUGGACCCGCUGGCCCCUCGACGCCCAGCAGGUCCUGGUUCGCACCGACGACGGCAUGCCACCUGGCCCCGGUGGGCCCGGCGAGGGCGCGUGGGACCGCGUCUGGAAUAUCAGGGGUGUGGAGAACCUAUACGACAUGGGGUUUUGGGAUAACCUGAUGGAUGUUUUCGUGCGGGAUUACUCCUUUGGUGCGAGCCGCGAGCAACCUGCCGUCGAGAAUGACACGCGGAGAAGAAAGGCGCCCAAGACAUCUCGCUUCUGAGGGACGCAUGUUAGGGAAAUUCCCUCGUGAAGAGACUUACGGGGUCUUGGUAUGAGCUACCAUAUCAAUGUCCGAGGUCUGGCUGGCAUGCUUCGGGAGCAAUCGAUGUUGAUUAGUGCAUAAUAUGCCAAUGGAGUAGGUUAGCAACAAUUCGCGUGUCUUUUUAUGACGGUGACCUUUGCUAGAAAGAGAAAGAACCGUAGCAGUUUGGCUCCAUUAACCUUAGUGCCCUGAGUGAGUGGUAGGUCCCGACCAAAGACUGACCAUGCGGGAGAUGUCACAUGCGGACGGGGACAGCGAGC